ACAACAGCAGGUCACAACCUAUGACCUUUAUUCCUUGGCAUCAAGACUUUAAUAACAUUUUACGAGAUAACAGGAAUCUGCCACAAUAAGGAACAGACACUAAAGAACAAAUGAGUUCUGAGGAGGGGACACAGGGUGUCACUUCAAGCGUUGUAUCCCCAUCAACAGCAUCCUCUGUCUCCGCUGGUCGCAUCAUCAACAUGGAAGGGGGUGGAAUUUCACCAGAGAACGUCAUUCAUGUCAUCAACCCAUCCAGUCUUGGAAGUCUUUCCAGUGUUGUGAAUGCAUCCUCAUCCUCCACUGCAGGAGUAUCAGGUCUUCACACCAUUACUAUUGCACCAGGGUCCUUCCCAAUACCUGUAAACUUUGCCUCUAACCUGCAGCCAUCUACUAGCAGUGUGAACAAUAAUGGUGGACAACAGAUUUUGAUGGCUCCUCCAGAACUGGCAGCCAAGCUGAAGGAGGGAGCAUUGCCCACACAGGUUAUUCAGGUGCCGAAUGCUAAUCUGGCCUCCAUAGACUGGGCUGUUAAACUUAAGGAACUUCAGCACAAUCAAAGGUUAGAAAGACUGAGAGAUGAACAAAAUCUGAUGCGAGAAAAGGUACAGAAGGCAUCAUUUGAGAGCAAGUUUGAACCCUGUGUUGUCUGUGGAGACAAGGCAUCUGGUCGUCACUAUGGCUGCACCAGCUGUGAAGGAUGUAAAGGAUUCUUCAAACGAAGUAUCAGAAAACAGUUGGGGUACGCCUGUCGUGGUAACAAGGACUGUCCUGUGAAUAAGCCACACAGAAAUCGAUGUCAGUACUGCAGGCUUCAGAAGUGUCUAGCAGUGGGGAUGAGAGCAGAAUCUGUACAACAGGAGAGGAAACCUCCAGAGAAAGACCAGAGACAGUUUUCUGCAGUAGCUACAUCCACACAGAAAAUCUACAUUCGUAAAGAUCUCAACAGUCCCUCUGCCUCCCUUCCUACAUUUACUGGAAAGCUAGAAGAGGGUAGUGGACAGAGGGCAGCCAGUAAUUUAUUGGCUAAUCUACAGGAGAGAAUAGUCCACACUGACCAGGGUAAUGUCAUCAUGGGAGGAAUAGUCCCCACCUCCACAACUACAGAUCUGAGCACGUUAGCCAAUGUUGUAACAACAUUAGCAACAAUGAGUAAAAACACUGAGGAGGAGCAGGCACCCUCCAAUGGGGACACAGGUUUGAGAGGAGACACAUCUAACAAUGCUGCCAAGGCUUUUGACACACUGGCCAAAGCUGUCCAGCCUCAGUCCCUGGACCAGUCAUCACUAUGUGACAGCAGUCUAGAUCAGUCCGCAUUAAGCAUGGACCUUGGACAGGACUACAGCAGAGAAAACUCCAUUGUAGUGGAAGUUGAUGGUCCAGUGCUGACCCAGCAGAAUUUUGCCUUCAAUCUGACCACGCCCUCCCCCAUGCCAGCAUAUCUCAAUGUCCACUACAUUUGUGAAACAGCGUCUAGACUUCUCUUUCUGUCCAUGCACUGGACACGCUCCAUCCCUUCAUUUCAUGUCCUCAGUCAAGAUGUACAGACAAUUCUAGUGAAGUCCUGUUGGAGUGAGCUGUUUACUCUAGGACUGGCCCAGUGUGCCCAGUCUAUGUCUCUCUCGACUAUCUUAAUGGCCAUACUGAAUCACCUCCAGACAGCACUACAGCAAGAUAAAAAUUCAGCAGAACGAGUGAAGAUAGUUAUAGACCAUAUCCUUAAGCUUCAGAACUAUAUACAGUCUUUGGAAGCUCUACAGAUAGACUCCGAGGAGUUUGCUUACCUGAAAGCUUUGGUCUUGUUUUCCCCAGAUACUCCAUCCCUGCCAAACGCUCAGCAGAUUGAGAGAGUGCAGGAAAGGGCUCAGCGUGAACUAGCCAAUCACAUUCGUCAAACACACCCCUCCAGUCCAGACCGCUUGGCCAAACUUUUACUCCGUCUCCCUGCUCUUCACUCACUAAGUCCGAGUGUCAUGGAGGAACUAUUUUUUGCUGGCCUGAUAGGCAGUGUUCAAAUAGACAGCAUAAUACCAUACAUACUGAGGAUGGAGACAGCUGAGUAUAACUCACAGAUGGCAGGGCAGGGACUUCAAGGGGCUGUAGAAGGAACAGGGCUGGAUAGUACCCCCUCUGGUUCCAUGCUGUUUGCAUCACCACAUCUCACAACCACUCAGAUUUCUUCAGAAGCAAUAUCAGCAUUGCAAACAACCAUUGCUACUACGUGACAAAUGUAAUGUCACAUAUUAUUUCAAGGAAUGAAUCUGACACGAUGUGAAAAAAAAAUCAAAAGAAUAAGGAGCAGGAUUACAACUAGUGGCUGUUGUUAAGGAGCUGUUUUUGUUAAUUGUUAAUUAUUAAUAGUUUAAGAAAUCAGAUAUGUUGUGAUAUUUUUAAGAAGAGACUAGGAUGGAUUCUGCAGUGACUGAGAAGAGAAUUGUUGAGUGUUCAGCAGUAUUAAACUGCACCUCUGCAUCUUUAUGUAUCAUUUAGCAUUUGCAAGUAUUUCAUCUAGUGUAUGAUAAAAAUCAGAUGAGGUGUAAUCUCAUUUUAUUCUUGUUAAUGAACACUUCACUAAGUAACCUCAUAGAGAACAUUCACACAUUUUUGACUUCAUUGAACUUUUUUUCCGUUUAUAUCAUUCGAGUGCUAUGUAAUAUGAAAGACGAGAUGAAUCAGUUAUAGCUCACCUGUGUGAACUCUGUGUAUUAACUUACUUGUGUUUCUGUGUGCCAGGUAUUCUGGUUAGUCCCAGUAAUUGGCACGAGUGUUUACCUGUAGGCAUUGUACACUUGAAGCCUACAUUCAUUUUUAAUAGACCUGUGUGCAGCUUAUUGGAAGUAAAAGUGAGGGAUAUUGUCUCUGAGCCAUGGGAAGGUUAGGAGAACUACUGUUAGUGCUGUUUUUAAGUAGAUCACAUGUCUUGUGUACAGGUAUUGAUCCCCUUCAGAAAUUAUGACAGAAAAUUCAGGAACUUGACAAUCAUUUAUUCUGCAAGCAAAAAAUCUCAAUGUUUUAAAUUUGUAAAUAAUUUUAGUUGAGUUUAAGUUAUUUUAAUUAGGCUAUGAAAAGUGUGAAAUUUCUUUUGAAUGACCAGUUAACUUGAAUGCUUAAACAUAUUUUUUAUUGAAUUAAAAAUGUGCCAAAGUAACAGGAAAAUGUUAUUUUUAAAUUUUGAUCAAAAAUAAUAGUUGCCUCUUCAACAAAAGUAAAAAUGACAAAGAGCUGAGGUAUAUACAUGUAUAUGGAAGUUACUAAUGUCAAAGCUUUUUCAUACAGUGAAAGGCUAAUUUCACAUAGAUAAUGUCCAUCUAAGGUAUUAUUUCAUUUAUAUACAUGUAUAUAUUAUGUACAUGUCUAGAUUUAUUACAGUUCUUAAAAUAUGUAGUUUCCUUGCACUCAUUAUCUUUGCUUAAGUUGACAUUUAGUCAUUUUUACAGAAUCAUUACUCAUAGUAUGCUGCAUUUUAAUCUGAAGGUGCUAUUAGGACACUUGUAGGAGUGAUGAAGAAUUUAUAACUGUAUGAAGACAUUUUAUAUUAAUCAUGUCCCGAUGAGCACUAUGUUAUAAACUUUGUGAAAUAAUAUUAUCUUGUUUGUUCAUGUAAGUGGGGAUAUUCUCUCUGCUGUUGUAAAUCUCUGAUCUGAUAAAAGUCUUAACCUCAUUCCAUAAAGAUCUAGGAUUGUGAUAGUUUCUCCAGCUCUGUUUUGUCAUAAAAUAUGGAUUUUUUCUUUCUUUUUUUUUUUUUUGCAUUUAAAAAAUUCAGCGUAUCAGUUGAUAAUAGAAAAAGUAUACGAACAGGUUUGUUGCUUUGUUACAUGUAUGAUAGUAUUUCACAAGUAUUAUAAAUUUGUUGCCAAUUUUUCCAUAAAUGUUUGUUGAUGGUCAAUGUUGUAUGUACUCUGUAUAUAGAAAUAUGAUAGAAAUAUGUCAGUAUUCUCAUUAAAAUGAGUAUAAUGUGUUGUCAAAUUCAAAAAUGGCAAAAAACUUGGGGUUAAAAAAUGCAGCAAUUGAAGAAACUUCAUUGAUUGAAAAAUUGAAAAAAAUUGAAGGAAAAAAAGGUUUAAAAAGCUUAUUUGAAUUUUCUGACAACCAAAUCGCAAGAGUUUGAAAAUCAAAUUUUAGUUUUAUUAUACAUAUAUUUGAAAAAAUUUAGUUAUGAUGAGGUAACUGAACAAGAAGUCAAAACAAAUUUUAGAAAAAAAGGAUGAACAAGCACCUGUUUGCAUUUUUUAUUUGUUUGAAUGGGGGAAGGGGGCCCAAGUUUUUUACCAGGGAAGAAUGUUGUGCUUUUUUAUGUAUCUGUAAAACAGAAUUAUCAUUGUUUUGAGCCUUCUCCUAAAUAUCUACUCAGAUCUGUGUAACGGAUCCUAAAAAAAUUAAAACAUUUCAACAUUGA
This is a messenger RNA of Saccostrea echinata, 4393 nucleotides long. Its product is annotated as orphan steroid hormone receptor 2-like. Gene Ontology annotation, biological process: regulation of transcription by RNA polymerase II; cell differentiation; anatomical structure development. Gene Ontology annotation, molecular function: zinc ion binding; RNA polymerase II cis-regulatory region sequence-specific DNA binding; nuclear receptor activity. NCBI's taxonomy places the organism in Eukaryota, Metazoa, Mollusca, Bivalvia, Ostreida, Ostreidae. The transcript has 13 exons. The record is from RefSeq and is a predicted model, not a curated record. The coding region runs from base 111 to 2222 and encodes 703 amino acids.